Molecule: messenger RNA, 3054 nt
Organism: Pteronotus mesoamericanus
Lineage: Eukaryota; Metazoa; Chordata; Mammalia; Chiroptera; Mormoopidae
Gene: ZFR2
Product: zinc finger RNA binding protein 2
Exons: 18
Cellular component (GO): precatalytic spliceosome
Molecular function (GO): single-stranded RNA binding; double-stranded RNA binding; zinc ion binding
Source: RefSeq, a predicted model, not a curated record
AUGCGGGCAUCUGAAGCAGCUGACGGCAGUGUCUGCGGUGAUUUUUACACUCAACUCAAGUUCUACAUAGGGCUCCAUCUAAUGCAGCCGGGCUUUUGCGUUUGUUUUGGUUCUAGCACCCAGCCUCCCAUGGCUUUCCCCGUCCCUGCCGCCGGAGCCAGCUUCACCUCCCACCCCACGCCUGGAAUGGGCUCUGCCGUGACUCUGCCAUUUAACCCCACGGCCACCCAGCCACCCAGGUCUGGAAGCCCGGCAGGAUAUGGCGGGUACCAGCCCCACUCCACCCAGGACUUUGGUUACGGCAGCAGACUCCCGGACCCUACCCCAACGUCCACCACUGCUUCCUCCUACCAGGACAGUUACGGCUAUGAACCAUUGACAGCCAUCAGUAGCUGCGAGAACAAACAGCAUCACCCUCCUGCUGUGGGCCAGCCUCAGCUCCCUGCCAUGGUCAUGCUCUGCCAGCCAGGGGCGAAAGGAGCUUACUGUCAGCCUAGCAAUGGGUACAGCCAAGUGCAGCCUGUACAACAGGCGCCCACUACUAAGACGGCACAGCCAGCCAGUGUCCCAUCCUCCGGUUACAGCUACCCUGCAGCAUCCAGCAUUCAGCCCUCGGUCUUCAUGUCCACCCUGCCUUCCUGUACCUCGUCCUCACCCUCCUACAGUUUUGCCUCCACCCCGUACACAGGACUAAGCUAUCCGAGCUGUUACACGUCGGUGUCCUCAGCAGCUGGUCCUUGCUAUCCUCCACUGCUCCCCCCACAGAUGCAGCCUCCACCUCCUCCACCCCCAAAGCCUGAGGACCUGUCCCCAUGGGGUGGCUCAGGGAACAGCUCCAGUGCCAGUUCUGCUGGCAGCUUCACCAAGAAGCCACCGGUUCCCGUCAGGCUGCUAAAACCCAGGGAUGGGCCCAGGCAGCCCCCGCUUCACUACUGUGACCUCUGCAAGAUCAGCUGUGCUGGUGCCCAGCAGACCUACCACGAACACCUGGAAGGGCAGAAGCACAAAAAGAAGGAGGCAGCAGAGAAGAUGGGCGUCCAGCCCAACGGCAGCCCACGUGGAGUGCAGGCACAGCUGCACUGCGACCUUUGCGAUGUGUCCUGCACUGGGGCAGAGGCCUAUGCUGCUCACAUCCGGGGGGCCAAGCACCAGAAGGUCUUCAAGCUGCAUACCAAAUUGGGGAAGCCCAUCCCCACCAUAGAACCCGUGCCAGGGAACUCCUGCUUGGCCCAGACCGCCUGCACCAGCAAGCCGGCCCCCCUCACCACGGAGAGCCCCCCUGUGACCUCAGCCAAGCCCGAGGAACCCGCUGGCUCCAGCAUGCACACCCCUGGCGAGCGAGAGCUGCCCAAGAGGCCAGUGGUCUCAAAGGCCACGUGCACGGGGCCCCCUGAGCUGAAGGCAGCAGGCUGCAGACCCUUAAACGGGAAACUGGAGCACAUGAAAUCAGAGAGGUCGGGACAACUGCUCACCCAAGGAGUCUCUGCAGAAGCUUCUGGAAGCUGUUGUGACUCACAGCCUGUGGGCUCAGGCUACGUGAAAGAGGUAUGUGGCAACGAAGGCAAAGCGGUCCGGUUCUACUGCAAGCUGUGUGAGUGCAGCUUCAACGACCCCAACGCCAGGGACAUGCACAUCAGGGGGCGGCGGCAUCGGCUGCAGUACAAGAGAAAAGUCGAUCCUGACCUUCCGAUCUCCAUCAAGCUCAGCAACAGAGUCUGGAAGCUUCUGGAGGAGAGGAAAAGGAAGCAGAAGCAGCUGACCAGAAAGCGGCUGGAGGAGCUGCGGCGCUGGCACGCAGAGAUGAGGAGCUACGACAUGUGUAGGCAGCGUCUGGAGGAGAAGCUGCCGGCCGAGGAUGAGUACCCAGGACGCUCCCCAUCGGACCGGCACGCUCCUCCCCUCAUGAGCAGGCUGGGGGCACCUGCUGCCACACCUCUGCCCACACAGCGGCCAGAGUCCAGUGAUGACCGCCACGUGUUGUGUAAGCACGCCAGCAUCUACCCCACAGAGGAGGAGCUCCUGGCUGUCCAGAAGGCUGUGUCCCACUCAGAGUGCGCCCUCAAGCUGGUGUCCGACACGCUGGUGGAGGGGAAGUCCCGAAGCCCAGAGCAGGAGGGCAGCGCAUGCAGCGGUGCCAGCCCCUCUGCUCGGAUCCUGAAAGGUGUGGUGCGGGUUGGCCUCCUGGGGAAAGGCCUCCUCCUUCGGGGAGACAGGAACGUGCAGCUGGUCCUGCUCUGCUCCCAGAAGCCCACCCGCGCCCUGCUGCAGAGGGUCACUGAGCAGCUGCCCCGGCAACUCCUGAUGGUGACAGAGGACAAGUACGAAGUUUCCUCUGACUCAGAAGCCAAUAUCAUCAUCUCAUCUUGUGAGGAGCCCAGAAUACAGGUCACUGUGUCUGUCACCUCGUCCCUAAUGCGGGAGGACCCCUCCAUGGACAGAGAAGGAAUGGAAGCGCCUUCGCCAGACCCAGGGGACCUCUUGAACCUGGAAAAGUGUCUCCAGUCACUGGCUGCCCUCCGCCAUACCAAGUGGUUCCAGGCACGAGCCAGCGGCCUACAGCCCUGUGUAAUUGUCAUCAGGGUUUUCCGAGACCUCUGCCAGCGUGUGCCCCCCUGGGGAGCUCUGCCAGGCUGGGCCAUGGAGCUGCUGGUGGAGAAGGCUCUGAGCAGUGCCCAGGGGCCCCUGAGCCCGGGGGACGCCAUGCGACGGGUCCUGGAGUGUGUGGCCUCAGGGAUGCUCCUGACAGAUGGGCCGGGGCUCCAAGAUCCUUGUGAGAGAGACCAGAUGGAUGUGCUGGGGUCCGUGACCCUCCAGGAGCGGGACGACAUCACAGCCAGCGCCCAGCACGCCCUGCGGCUGCUGGCAUUUAGGCAGAUCCACGAGAUCCUGGGCAUGGACCCCCUGCCACCGCCCAAAAGCAGGCCAGGGUUGCGCUUCAGGAAGAGGCCUCAGGAGGCGGGCGAGGCCGAGGAAGGCCCAAGGAAGCAGGCCAGCCAGGUGGAGCGGGCCGUGUCAGUGGCCUCGCCUCCCCAGUGGGACCUGACACGCCACUGA